AUGUCUGCCUCAGUCAAGUCUUGGCGCGACAGCGCGUACCUCGUCAUCUCAAGCAUCCAGCUGGCGGCCAUGCUUUUGGUCGACCUCGUCCCGUUCUACCCAACAGCUCUCUACGCGACAUCUUCGUCGCCAUUGCACUUCCUCCAGGUCCUCCGCGACUUCUACAUAUCAACCUACAACGACCCUUUCUUCACCGCCUCUCACGAGAACCUCCCCUCGUGGUUCAAGCUCUUCACCUACCUCGAGAUCUUUUAUCAGCUGCCCAUGGCCGCCUGGAUGGUCUACAGGUUCUCAAGGAGCACCGGCACGACGCCCGGCUUCGAGCUCGCCGUCUUGGUCUUCAGCGUCGAGUGCGCCCUCACGACGUUGACCUGCAUCUACGACGUCUUCCACUGGGACCCUGCGGUGUACAGCCAAGCUCAGAAAAACGUCUUUGUCUUUAACCUCUACGGCCCAUGGGUCAUUAUCCCGACAUUAAUCGGUUUGGACAUGUGGCUCCGCAUCCUGAAGCGGGUGAAAGUUGCAGACAAGGCCAAAAAGCUGCAAUAA
Colletotrichum orchidophilum is the source of this 549-nucleotide messenger RNA. RefSeq lists its product as uncharacterized. The transcript is spliced from 3 exons. The record is from RefSeq and is a predicted model, not a curated record. Gene Ontology annotation, cellular component: endoplasmic reticulum. Lineage: Eukaryota; Fungi; Ascomycota; Sordariomycetes; Glomerellales; Glomerellaceae. Bases 1 to 549 code for a protein of 182 amino acids.